Octopus sinensis (East Asian common octopus) is the source of this 4437-nucleotide messenger RNA. Its product is annotated as SAYSvFN domain-containing protein 1. The transcript has 3 exons. The record is from RefSeq and is a predicted model, not a curated record. The coding region runs from base 339 to 830 and encodes 163 amino acids. Lineage: Eukaryota; Metazoa; Mollusca; Cephalopoda; Octopoda; Octopodidae.
AUACGUACCAAUUGUGUUUUCUGAAUUUCGGUGUUUCGUUCUUAAAUGGGCUUUCAAGUAAUUACUAUCUUUAAUUGACUUUUAUGGGUAUAACUUAUCGAAUGAGAUUUAGGGUAGAAGGGAUAUUGAUCUCCAAAUAAUUUGAUUAAUUCACUUUCAUUUUAAUGGCUAUGGCAUAAAGAAGUGAAAAGUUGUUGUUUUAAUAGGACCGAAGAAGAAACAGGAUUCAUUUUCUCAAGGAGUCACCAAGAGGAUUAUUUAGCUGAGGUAAACGAAAUUCUUUGGUUAUGCAGUUGAACAUAGAAAUAUCACUAUCUGACAGACAUCAACAACUUUAAAUGGAACAAGUAUCGAUCGAAGAGCGGUUGGCUAAGUUCAGAAAGGAAAAAACCAAAACAAAUCCUCUUCUUGACAGUACGACCACACUCUCUAGACGUUUUGUUGCAUUUCGGAAUACAAUCCUUCCUCCUAAACCACUUGAUGAAAAUAGCAUGUCUACAAUCCCCCUGGAAGAUGACGAAGAAAAUGUUGUGUCUGAACUGAAAGCUGAACCCCCCACGAAUGUAACCCUCUCAAGGGCUUUGUUUAUUCUCAAAAUAAUUCUGUGGCUAAUUUUAUGGGGAUUCUUUGUUGAAAUAGGAUUUGGAGCUGUUUAUUUUAUUGCAUCAGCUUUUAUUUUUAUUUGCAAAAAUACUAAUACUGGUUCCAAAAAGAAAACUGGUCCCAGUGCAUACUCAGUGUUCAAUCCUGACUGUGAACGUUUAGAUGGAACAUUUACUGCAGAACAAUUUGAAAAAGAAUUGCGAUAUGGUUCUGGAUCUGUAAAGUGAAUUGUAAAAUAAUAAAAAAAAAAUCAAAUAUAUUUUUUUUAAUAAAACUACUAAAAAAAAAGAUUCUCUUAGUAUGUGAAAGGACGAUUUACUAAUACUAAUUUUUUGUGGUACCAGUGGUCAAGGUUAAUCACCCAAAUAUAGAGCUAUCUAUAUUUAAGUGAUUAAUCUUGGCCAUCUGUAAUUGGUGAUCUUGAACAGAUAAGUCUACAACCAGCAUAGAUUAGCUGGCAGUGGAUUGACAAGGCCUGAAAGGAAAGGAACUAAUUUUUUUUAAUUACUAUUUAGAUUACAUAUGAGUGCACGAAUACGAAAUUUAAUUUCAUUUAGUAUAUUAAAAUAAUUUAAAAUAAAGUAAUGUUUGAAAUUAUAUUAACAAACAAAUUCAGGUUAGAUUUAUGAUUAGUUUGAAAUUGCUGCUAUAUUUGAGCAAAACAAUUCUAAAAGUAGGAAGGGCAAAUAACUCAAACUUGUAUUCGUUGGCUUGACGGUUUUUUUUUUUUCAAUACCUUCGUUUUAAACUGUUAACAAUGAGGAAUUGUAAUUGAAUUUAAUCUUUAAUGUAUGCAUGUUGUCAAUAACCAUUUUAAUGGAAGCAAUCAAUAAGUAUUUCUGAUUGUCCUUCUCCUUCUUUUGGGUGCCAUGUCCAUUUAACAGAGGACAUAGGAAAUCAUGUCCUGCCACAAUUCUCUGUUCUUUGUUUUCUGUAACAGUUCCCCUUCCUGAUGUUUAAUGCCUCUUUUUUCUCACCAUUUCAUCAAGCUUGAUAUCCAUAUCAUCCUUCCUCUGCUUCUUUUCCCUUCAAUCUUUUCAGUCAUUGUUAAAUAUCUCUAGGCCCACUUUCUUUAUCACAUGACCAAGAAAUGUCAGUUGCUUGACCUUUUUUAUCUCACAAAGCAGUUUCCUGUUUUCUGCAGUUCAGGUCAUCAGUUCUUCAUUAGACAGACAAAAUAUCAAAUGAAGUAAUGACCCAAGCUGCAGUAAAUAGGAAACCGCUUCAUGAGACAAGGGCCAGGUAACUGAGACGUCUUGGUCAUGUGAUGAAGAAAGUAGGCCUGGAGAAUCCAAUUGUCAUAUUAAUAUUUGAAAAGUAUAAAAAUUUCAAUUCUGAAAUGUUAAUUUUCACAAAUUUUGCCGUAUCCAUAACAUUCUCAAUAUUAGUUAGGCAUGGUCACACGAUAAGAAGCUAGCUUCCCAACCGCAUGGCUCUAGGUUCAGUCCCACUAUGUGACACCUUGGGCAAGUGUCUUAUACUAUAGCCUCAGGCCAACCAAAGCCUUGUGAGUGGAUUUGGUAGACGGAAACUGAAAGAAGCCUGUCGUAUAUAUAAUAUAUAUAUGUGUGUAUGUAUUUGUCCCCUACCACUAUUUGACAAGUGUUAGUGUAUUUCAGUCCCCAUUACUUAGGGGUUCAGCAAAAGAGACCCAUAGAAUAAGUACCAGACUUAGCAAAAUAACAAAAAAAGUACUGGGUCAAUUCCUUUAAAUAAAAAUUCUUCAAGGCAGUGCUCCAGCAUGGCCACAGUCUAAUGACUGAAACGAGAUAAAAGAUAUACUUAAAGGGUUUAAUUAUUCAAGCAAGAGUCAUAAUAUGGGGAUAAGUUCCAAGCAAAAUGGGUUCAUAUUUAACUUUGCUUAUCUUCUAUGGCAAAAGCAUGAAACUUACAACUUCCAAUCUCCAUCAUCAUCAUUGUUUAGCAUCUGUUUUCCUUGCUAGCAUGGGUUGGAUGGUUUGACUGAGGACAGGCAAGCCGGGAAGCUGCACCAGGCUCCAGUCUGAUCUAGCAAGGUUUCUACAGCUGGAUACCCUUCCUAAUGCCAACCACUCUGAGGGUGUAGUGGGUGCUUUUUACGUGCCACCGGCACAGGGGCUAGUCAGGUGGCACUGGCAUCGGCCAUGCUCGUAUGGUGCUUUUUAUGUGCCACCAGCAGUGGGGAGGGUACUAAAAGUUUUUGUGGGUAUGGCUGUGUGGUUGAGAUGUUCACUUUCCAAUUACAUGCUUCAAGUUCUAUCUCACUAUGCAGAACCUUAAGCAAGCAUCUUUUAUUAUAGCCCCAGGCUGACCAAAGCCUUGUGAAUGGAUUUGGUAGACAAAAAUUGUAAGAAGUCUGUCAUAUAUCAUCAUUUAACAUCUUUUUUCCAUUGUGGCAUGGAUUGGACUGUUCAACAUGAGCUGGCGAGCCAGAGCACUGCAUCGAACUGUGGAAUUAUGGAUCUGUUCAGUUUCAAUCAGAUUUUUUGACAAAACUUUGUAUUUUAGAAGUCAUUUUGUGUUAAAGUUGUAUUUGGGUAAUUUUAACCAAUCAACAAUGUGUACUCAGUUGAAGAAAGCUACUGCUGUUUGCAAUAGUAAGCAAAGAGGAACAACUUCCAGAUCAUCCCUACUAAAUGUCACUACUCUGUUCUGUUUUAUUUUUGUUUACUGCCUACAUUGCAUAUUACACACUUUUUUCUCUUUUGGUUCUCGCGUUGGAGUAACCAGUAAACAUUGAAGAAUCAACACCAAGAAGGUAGAAAUAUUAUUUACAUAUAUUUAUUUGUUUGCCUGACAUGUAGUUAGAGAUACAGCAGUAAUUGUUGUGGCAGUGACAAGUUUGCUUGCUAGUUGGUAGUUGAUAAUGUAGAAGUGGCUGUUUGCCAGUAGAGAAGGAAAAAGUAAGGAAUGCACAGUGCUGACUAGAAAGGAAGAAAGAAUAAAGGUGACAUCAUCUUUCUUGCAGCCAAAAGCUUCUCUUUUGUGUCAGCUAUGACCAAGGAGCAACACUUUCCCUUUGCUUGAUUUAGAACAGAACAGAGUGGUGACAUUUAGUGGAGGUGACCCGGAAGUUGUUCCUCUUUGAUUACUAUUGCAAACAGCAGUAGCUUUCUCCAACUGUUGAUUGGUUAAAAUUAACCAAAUACACCAACUUUAACAUGAAAUAACUUCUAAAAUACGAAAUUUUCUCCAAAAUGUUCAGUGAGAAAUACACCAGUAUACGAAGUUUCAAACUGUUUAGUUUUUAAAAAAAUAAUUUUAAAAUCUGUGAUGGAUCCAGCAUGGAUUAUUUCUACAGCUAGAUGCCUUUCUUAAUGUAUAUGCGUAGGAAUUGCUUUCUAUUGUGAUUGCUGUAAAUUAGUGUCAUCAUCAUACAAGCAGUGUUCUUUGUUUCCAAUCCUCUGUGAAAAUAUGUCUGAUCAUGAGGAAAUAUCUGCUUGCUUGGAAACUGGUGACAAGGGAAAAUUAUCAACAAAUUCCAUCCAACCCAUGUGAGAAUACAAGAGAGGACAUUAAAAUGAUGAUGACGAAGUGUGUAUGUUUUUAUAUCUCUGCUUCUCUGAAAUAGUAAGCUACAAAGCAAUGAUAUUCUAAUUUCUCAUCAAAAAUUGUCAGCUUCAAUAAUAUAUUAAUCUCACCUAUGCUAACAUGCAAAAACAAACAUCCAAUGAAAUAAAUUAACCUUUUUUUAUAAAUUUGCUGUUGUAAAUAACUGUUAGGGAAGUGAAUUCUACCAAGCUAACUUGUUUUUAAUGUAUUACAUGAAAAUCACAAAAGUCUUCCAAACUAUACCAAUGACUCAAUGAGGAUGGUCAUGGUGUCCAUUUUAAAAUAAAAUAAGAUUUGUAUGUA